UACACAGGUCCGAUCCCGGCCGAGCGAGGGGGCGAGCUGGCCAUGGGGGGAGGUCGUAGCGAGACCUCUGCACUGAGCGGGACAGGAGGGGGGCGGGGCAUGACCACUACCCAGAAUUCCCAACGGCCCAAUGCUUGCUGCUUCUGCUGGUGCUGCUGUUGCAGCUGCUCAUGUCUCACUGUCAGGAAUGAAGAGGAGAGAUGGAGGCGGAGCAGGAGGAAGAGAAUAUCACAGGACACCAAGAUGGAAACCAUACCAAACUGUGAAGCUUGCAGCAAACCCUCAGCGGAAGAGAUCCGGCUGUGGUCGCAGUCCUUCGACAAGCUGAUGAGGAACCCGGCGGGCCGAAAUGUUUUCCGGGAGUUCCUGCGAACGGAGUACAGCGAGGAGAACAUGCUGUUCUGGUUGGCCUGCGAAGACCUCAAACAGGAAAUCAACAAAAACGCCAUUGAGGAGAAAGCGCGCACCAUAUACGAGGACUACAUUUCCAUAUUGUCGCCAAAAGAGGUGAGUCUGGACGCCCGGGUUCGAGAGGUUAUCAACAGGAAGAUGCAGGACCCGACGCCUCACGCGUUUGAAGACGCCCAGCUACAGAUCUACACGCUGAUGCACAGGGACUCCUACCCACGAUUCCUCUCCUCCAACAUCUACAAGUCGCUCAUUCUCGGCGGCUCGCGUACCUCCUCCGAGUCCUAGUCCCACACCGCCUCCACCUCCACUUCCGAUCCUGCACUUACGGGAUUGACGCCAGACCAUUUCAUCGCUUCUCUCGCACACUCCUCCCAGUACAGAACUUUCCAGAAAUUAUCGACUCCUCCUCAGAUCACUUCCCUGAAUCCCAAAUCUCUCAGAUUACUGCCAAGACUUUCUUCUUAUGUUUUGUUUUUUUCCCUCCAUGUCCUAAACUUUAGAUACUGUUGCCAACGCUAUUUUGCCAACGCUUUUAUGUCAUUUGAACAAUAUUUUAAAGCUGCAGUAGGUUACUUUUUAUAAAAAUAAUUUGAAUACGCAGGUAUGCUUUGGAAAAAAUCUGGUUCCUCUGGCUCCUCCUAGUGUUCCUAGUAGUAUUUGCAAGAAUCCACCGGGCCUGAAUGAAAAUACAACCAAUCAGAUCUGAGAACGAUGGAAAAAUCCUUUCUGCGAGUGGCUUGAAAAUUGUUGUUGAGUCUCAUUCCCAACGUUGAUAUUUGACAACCUGGGAAUGAGACUCAGCUAUCAACUAUCUAUCUUUGCUCUGAUUGGUUGUUUUCGUUCGGGCCCGGUGGAUUCUUGCAAAUGUCAUUAGGAUAACUAGGAGAAGCCAGAAGAACUUUUUCACAAAUUUUGUCAAAGUUUCAGCAAAUAUGACAAAAACUUAUUUUUUUAGAAAAGUGACCUACUGCAGCUUUAAAAUGUUAGAUUUUACCACUUUAUACCCUGAAAUACCUUAAAACUCCACAAUUUUAUUUUGUCCGAAUGGAAAGGCCUCUGGAACAGUAUUAAGAACAUCUUAGUGCGGAAAAUGUAAUUACUAUAAUUGGAAUUAACAGCGCCUCACGUUUAAAAGUAGAAUAUGUCCACCAGCCAGUAAUUGAUUUCAGUAUGUAUCCAUGAAUAGAAGCUGACUGAUGAUGGAUUUUUUAGGACAUCAAUAUCUGAUAUAAAUACAUGGGCUGAUAUUGGUUUGAUUUGAUCAGUUUGAAAAAAAAAUUCUUAACUGAAGGGCCUCUUACUAGCUUUUUCUGGAGCUUUCGACAGUCUUCAGUGUAUGGAGUUUGCACACUUUGAACGUUCUGAGCAAACUCCAUCCGCUGAGGAACAGUGUCCAGAAGGAUCUGGUUCUGAAGGUCAAGAAAAGGUUAAGUAACUGGACCUUCAGUUACUGAUACUGGAUUUUUUUUCGCUGAUAACAAUAUUAAUAUUUAACAUACAAUUUUAAAGGGCCCCUUAAAUUUGUUUAUUCAUGAAUUGGGACCAUAGGGCUCUCUGGUGGACAGAUUUAUACACCAAUACUGAUACAUCCGCAGUAAGAUAAUAUUGGUCCUGACGAUUUAUCUGUCUUGUAAUGGUUAAGAUUUUUGAACUUUUGAUCAAGUUAGAACUAGAGUCCCUCAUAUUUAGUUAACUAAUUACAAAGAUACAUACUGAGUGGGAUAUUUUUAAAAUAACUGUAUACUUUUGAAAUUUUUUACCAGUCAGGCUCUAUUUCUCUGCUGGUAUCAGUUAGGUUUUCGGCUACCACCCUGUCCUGUAGCUACUGAACACACUUUCUGAUUUAACUUCUUCUGUGAUUCCACCUCUGUCCUUCUGUUCAUCCUUUCAUCCCAUUUUCUCUCUCAGAACCUCUUGUCCUCCCUCAUCUCUCCUGUUUUUCACCUCAGCGACUUCUGAAGGGAGAAGGAAGCGGUCUGGAUGUUGAAGUAUUUCUUUGGGAUAUCAUCUGCUGAUUACUUGGGAGAUUUGAAUGCAUUUCAAGGGGAGGAAUAUACACCUGUGCCAUGUAUUCUUUUUGUGGAUUCUUACACCCCCCCACCACCACCACCACCACCACUUGUGACCAUUGAAUCACCUUCAAGAGCCAAUUAAAGGGGGAUGUCCCUGACUUCCGCCCACCUCAUCACCUUGUUUUUCAUCCGACGGUUGUCUACGUCGGGACUGACGGAGAGGCAAAAGAAAAAGGUCGAUGCUGUCUGAUUCCUUCUCCUUCUUUCUUUUUCUCUCUUUCAACUGGAAAACACAGGGUGCUCCCUCCAUCCCCCGCUACAAACCACAAAAAAGUUUGUUGCUUAUUUGUAUCGUUUAUUUAUCCAUUCUUGUUUGCUGGAUCAAUCACUUCACUCCUGUGAUAAACAAACGGACGAAUGUCACUUCCUUUCCGACUACUGAUUUACAAACAGACAAGACGUCUAUUUUUUAAGAGAAAACUAUAUGGAACAUUUGAAUUAUGUUGAUUUUUUUUUUGUUUAUUUGGUUUCUCCCACUCUCUCCACUUCCUGGAUUUUUUGCAAGAAGAGGAGGAUUCCUCUGAGACUGUACUGAUCUCCACCCGACGCAACACCACAGACACCACAGACAGGUGCAAUAAAACACUGGAGUUUGGAAAAACAACACAGACACACAUUUACAAAAUUUGUCUUACUAUACUUCCUCAUCCAAAACAUAAACCCCCAGCAGGACAGGACCAAGUCCACCAAAAUAGCAUUUAUCUCUUUCAAAGUAAAAGAAAACAGGUUAUCUCAGGCUCAUUGUGUGGUAUUUCAGAAUUUUUUCUCAGUUAAGUAUUUAAUGAAUUGAUAAUCCAUUCCCAUGCAGUUCUUUAAAAUUUAACUUUUGCAAUUUGGACUGAUGUUAAAAUGUCUCUUUCAGCCCUUUUUCUUCUUUUUUUUUUACAUUUCAUGACUAAACAAUCAAAAAAUAACUCUUUUUCUCUUCAAAAGCCAGCAUUCAGUGGGAAAAUAUAGGAUCAUUUCUUCUACAGCUAUGAAUACAGUGCAGUUAUGCUGCUGUCAUGUCAUAAGGACAUUAACAUAACUAUUUACAAUUUAAUAAUGCCGUUCAUACCAUCUAGUUGCUAAUAAAAAACUGCAUAAAUAUAAUAUAUAUGGCUGGGAAUUUCAGUUUUUGCAAAGUUCCAAUAUAAAGAAAGUAAAAAGGAAGCAUGGCGGCCUCAAAUCGACCACAAUUGUUCAAGAUAAUUAAACCCUGAUUUAGUCCCAUAGAAAAGCAGGCGAGAAUACGGAUCCCCAAGUUUAAAGUCAAAGUGGUCUUAGUAAGUAUAGUAAUACAAAUACACACACACACACACACACACUCACACACCAGGGUGGCCUACCUGGGCACUGCUGCUGCUGACCUCUGCCUAUGUGACCUCUCACCUUUGACCUCACCACUGUCUGUCGCCCACUCGGACACCUGCUCCUGAUUGGCUGCAGGAGGCUGCAGGGCUGAACUGUGGUUGGUCAAUUCAGGAAGGGGGGUGGGAGGAAAUCCCAGGUGCAAAAAAAAAAAAAAUAUAUAUAUAUAUAUAUAUAUAUUAAUGAAAAACAACUAAUAAAAAAUAUAUAGAGAAAAAAAGAAGAUAUUAUGUGAGAUGGGAUGCUUACACCCAGUGCUUCAUGGGAAAUGUAGUAUGAGGAAAACAAAUGUUUGUAGUUGUCUGCGGAGGCAAAAACGAAAAAGAGAUGCCUAGUACUUAACCAGACUGGACACUCCGAAUGCAUUUAUCUUAGUAUUGUUAAUGUUAUUUAUUUUAUAUUUUGUUAAAACUGUGAUUUUAAUUGUACAUAUAUAAACAGAAAAGCUUGAA
Molecule: messenger RNA, 4285 nt
Organism: Morone saxatilis (striped sea-bass)
Lineage: Eukaryota; Metazoa; Chordata; Actinopteri; Moronidae
Gene: rgs19
Product: regulator of G protein signaling 19
Source: RefSeq, a predicted model, not a curated record